Messenger RNA from Helianthus annuus (common sunflower), 1609 nucleotides. RefSeq names its product polygalacturonase At1g48100. Gene Ontology annotation, biological process: carbohydrate metabolic process. Bases 57 to 1394 code for a protein of 445 amino acids. The record is from RefSeq and is a predicted model, not a curated record. Lineage: Eukaryota; Viridiplantae; Streptophyta; Magnoliopsida; Asterales; Asteraceae. The transcript has 7 exons. Gene Ontology annotation, molecular function: polygalacturonase activity.
AUUAGUAUACACACCAAACACAAGUACACAAGUUGUCAAGAAACUUGUUGUAUCUUAUGAAACCAAACAUGAAGCACUUAUGUGUGUUUCUUCUUGUGCUCUUUUGUCCUGUUACAGUAAUACCGUCUGUUUAUGGACGAAAAUUCCAUAGGAGUUGCAAGAAGCAUCACAACAGUCGAUAUUCAGAGUCUUGUAAAUCCACAACCAUUUUUAACAUCUUAUCCUUUGGAGCUAAAGCUAAUGGAGUUUCUGAUGAUUCUAAGAAACUAGUGGCUGCGUGGAAAGCUGCAUGUAAAGUUGGUGGAGGAACUUUGCAAAUUCCCUCUGAUCACAAGUUUCUUAUCAAGCCUGUAACACUUCAAGGCCCAUGCAUGGCUCAUGUUGUUUUCCAGAUAGACGGAACUCUACUAGCACCAUCAAAAAUAGGAUCAUGGUCAAAGUCAAACUUGUAUCAGUGGAUAAAUUUUAAGUGGGUUCAGAAUAUUACAAUCCAAGGAAGUGGUGCAAUUGAUGGUCAAGGCUACAAUUGGUGGGCUCCUAUUGAAUCCAAACAAGCUUCUUUAGAUAUAAAACCAACGGCUUUGAGAUUUUACGCAAGCGAAGAUAUAGUAGUUCGCGAUAUCACGAUAAAAAACAGUCCACAAGUUCAUUUGAAAUUCGACAACUCUCACGGAGUCAAAGUCAGCAAUGUUACCGUUUUGGCACCCGGAAAUAGCCCCAACACCGAUGGUAUUCACCUCCAAAACACCCGUGAUGUAGAAAUCUUGCAUUCAAAUAUCGAAACUGGAGAUGAUUGUGUCUCCAUACAAACCGGAUGCUCAAAUGUUCACAUUCAUCAUAUCAACUGUGGUCCUGGACAUGGUAUAAGUAUAGGAGGAUUAGGAAAGGAUAAAAGUAUUGCAUGUGUAUCGGAUAUCGUUGUAGAAAAUUCUAAUAUUCAAGACACUUUAUAUGGAGUACGAAUCAAGACAUGGCAGGGUGGAUUAGGCUUGGUCAAGAAUAUAACGUUUUCAAACAUCCAAGUAGCGAAUGUUAAUUUUCCGAUAGUAAUCAACCAAUACUACUGCGACAAGAGUUUUUGCAAAAACGAAACAGGCUCUAUUGCCAUAAAAGAAGUAAUGUUUGAUAAAAUAACGGGGAGUUACAGCACUCAACCUAUUCAUUUAGCUUGUAGCAAAGAUAUUCCGUGUACUGAGAUUAAUUUGUCUGAUAUUCAACUAAACCCUUCGAGAAGGCCUCUGGAAGGAUCUCAACUACAACAAGCGUUGUGUUAUAAUUCUUACGGGUAUUCAAAUGGUCAAUUAGUACCCUCUAGUGUGAACUAUUGCCUAAAAAAAGAAGGUGGUGGUGGUUCAGUUAAUCAAAUUUCUACUUUGUCUAACGAACUAUGUUAGUUGAGGGUAUGUAAUGUAAUAUUGUAAAUGUUGAAGGACCAUUUAAAAGCACUAUUGUAACUAUGCAAGUAUUGACUUUGGGCCCGGACCACAUGGUGUGCCAAGUCUUUGCUUGCAGUAAUGGGCCAUCAUAGGAGGAAUAUGACUUGUAAUUUCUAUCUACUACGUUGACUAAGAAAAUAAAUGUCACUGGGUUUCAAUUUGAUCAUUUAAUU